Peromyscus leucopus (white-footed mouse) is the source of this 688-nucleotide messenger RNA. RefSeq names its product achaete-scute family bHLH transcription factor 3 (gene Ascl3). Lineage: Eukaryota; Metazoa; Chordata; Mammalia; Rodentia; Cricetidae. Bases 161 to 688 code for a protein of 175 amino acids. The transcript has a single exon. Gene Ontology annotation, biological process: regulation of transcription by RNA polymerase II; developmental process. Gene Ontology annotation, molecular function: RNA polymerase II transcription regulatory region sequence-specific DNA binding; DNA-binding transcription factor activity, RNA polymerase II-specific; protein dimerization activity. The record is from RefSeq and is a predicted model, not a curated record.
UCCCACACAAGUGACUAUAACCCUGUUUACUUUUCUAUAUGAGCCCCCAAACUAAGCAGAAGUCUCUUAGACAUGAAUCUCGGAGAAAGUAGAUUAAACCUGCUCUUUUUGAAUCUGGCCAAACUGACAAGCACGCCUCUGUUUCUAGGUGAAAGAGGAAAUGAUGGACACCAGGAGCUACUCCAGCCCUCCAGACAGGCUCUCCGUCUUCUCCGAGUCUGCCCACUUGCCACUGUCCAGACCCUUCUACCUGGACCCCAUGGUCACUGUCCACCUGUGCCCUGAGGCCCCGGUGCCGAACCCUUACGCGGACGAGCUGCCUCUGCUGCCCUUUUCCAGCGAUACUCUGAUCAUGGACAAUUAUGGCGACCCGUACCCCUUCCCCUUCCCCAUGCCUUACCCCAACUACAGGCGCUGUGACUACGCCUAUGGGCCGGCCUUCAUCCGCAAGAGGAAUGAGCGUGAGAGGCAGCGAGUCAAGUGUGUGAACGAAGGCUACGCCCGGCUGCGGCGCCACCUGCCCGAGGACUACCUGGAGAAGAGACUCAGCAAAGUGGAGACCCUCAGAGCUGCCAUCAAGUACAUCAGCUACCUGCAGUCACUCUUGUACCAGGAUGAGACUGAGGCCGAGAGGAACCCUCGAACCACAAGCUGCGGUCCCCUAGAAUCGUCUCUGAGAGUCAUUUGA